AUGAAUCCCCUUCGGUACCUUGCCCCUCCGCGGCCGUUCACGGGGAUUUCCAGCUCCACCACCAGCGAAGAACUGGAGGAACGGAUCAACUUUGCGGAUUCAAUAAGGCUCCAUCUGCGUCUGAAUGCACCGGAGUCAUGUUACAGGUCGCUCCAGGCGUACACCAAAGCCUGCCAGACUCUCAUGGAGCGACCAAGUGCCGCCCAGAACACACAAGCACGGGAGAGUGCCGUCGCAGAAAUCAACAACUUCGAAAAAUCAAUAGAGAGCAAGGGACCCGCCCGUCUGUGCUUCGAUUUGGCCACCAAGACCAAAAUGGGCGAAGAACUCGACAACUUGCACGACAUGUGGGCUUUUGCGCGCUAUGAAAAGUACCUCCCGGCCAGCGUCAAGGAGGAUGCCCCGUCCCAUCCCUCGGCCAAGGCUGCCGAUCCAUGGCACAAGGCUUUCUGGAAGCCGUUCAACGGACGUCUCGAGGCCGAGGCCGAGGCAUUCAACAAGGUGAUUUUUGGCCAGAAUGCCUUCAGCGAAUGUCCGACGUACCUCCUGCUGGCGCUGCUGUGCGAUCAGCACACGGUCGACUGGGACGAGACCCUCGAGCUUAUUCAGUACUGCGGCCGGGAGGGCGCCGAGCUUCCCAAGGCCGAUUUUACUGACUAUCUGACGGCGCGCGAUGUGGCUGGGCUAGCGACGAGACUGGAUCGCGACGAGAACAGUAUCUCCUUGUCGACGGAGUAUGUCAUGGGAGUGGGCACGAUGCUGCUCGCCUACUUCCGGAUGCAUCUUCCCGAAGCUCUGUUUGAAGUCGACGGGGCCGAUGUAACUGAGUGGAAGCCCAAGCAGCGCUUGUUGGAUCUGAUGGCACUUCAGGAUGGACAUGAGCAGGCGAUGCGCGACUUGAUUCGGGACAUGUUCUACGAGAUGGUCCUCGGCGGGUCCGAUGACGAGGAAGAGGGAGAGUUUGAUGAUGAUGUGGACAUGGACGACGAGAAUGCGCUGGAGGAUUUUAGGAAUCUGGGUAUUAGAGGAUGA
Molecule: messenger RNA, 1032 nt
Organism: Aspergillus clavatus NRRL 1
Lineage: Eukaryota; Fungi; Ascomycota; Eurotiomycetes; Eurotiales; Aspergillaceae
Exons: 1
Coding region: 1-1032 (343 amino acids)
Source: RefSeq, a predicted model, not a curated record